UCUGCGGAUUAAUAAAAGGGUGCAACCCGGUUCACGUCAACUUAACGAGAAUAGCAUCCAUUUAUAGGUUUAUUCCGGGUGAGGCUGGGGAAGCAUGGAGGGCGCGCCGGCGGCGGUGGCGGUGGCGGUGGCGGUGGGCAUCGGGGUGAUGCUUCCCUUCCCCUUCUACUACCUUCUAUGGAAUUAUCCGCAGGCAUGGGUGGACGUAUGCGGGAAAGGGGUGGACCCCUCCCAUCGGAUGGCUCAGGUCUCUCACGUCCUCAAGAUUUUUCAAUUCCUCGCUCUAUUCUCCGUUGCCCGAUUCUCUUGGCCGCCGUGGUACUGCUACCCCCUCGUCGCCGUUGGCCAGUACCUCAACUUCAAUUGCUUUGAGAUUUUCAUCAAGAAGCAGAAUUUUGUUCUCGUCGCUUCGACUCUAAAUUCAGAAAUCAUUGCUGUCAGGGUGUAUCAAUUGCUUGGUGAGGCAGGCACUUACUAUGGUGUACGCUUUGGAAAGAAUAUUCCAUGGGUAACAGAAUUCCCUUUUGGAUACGUUAAGGACCCACAGUAUGUUGGAAGCAUCCUGAGUCUUCUUGCAAUUUUAUGUUGGGUUCCCUUCCAGUAUGUGUUUCUGUGGGUGCUCAGCUAUCUCUUCAUGAUGUGGGUGGAAUCCAAGGAAGAUCCAGCAACUCGUGCCAAGCCACUCUCCUGAUUUAUUUGAUUGAACAGAGACUAAUUACAGAUUGUUGCUGAAAUUGGAAUAAUUGAUCUUUUUAAGACAAAUAAUUCUUGGUGAUCA
Elaeis guineensis (African oil palm) is the source of this 778-nucleotide messenger RNA. Its product is annotated as phosphatidyl-N-methylethanolamine N-methyltransferase. Gene Ontology annotation, molecular function: S-adenosylmethionine-dependent methyltransferase activity. Gene Ontology annotation, biological process: phosphatidylcholine biosynthetic process. The record is from RefSeq and is a predicted model, not a curated record. Lineage: Eukaryota; Viridiplantae; Streptophyta; Magnoliopsida; Arecales; Arecaceae.